This is a messenger RNA of Melitaea cinxia (Glanville fritillary), 843 nucleotides long. RefSeq names its product regulator of G-protein signaling 17 (gene Dhit). Lineage: Eukaryota; Metazoa; Arthropoda; Insecta; Lepidoptera; Nymphalidae. The record is from RefSeq and is a predicted model, not a curated record. Bases 1 to 843 code for a protein of 280 amino acids. The transcript is spliced from 7 exons.
AUGUGCAGCCUGGCAGCGCUGGCGCGCGGCUGCCGGCCCGCCGCCAAGCCGUGCUGCCUCUGCUGGUGCUGCUGCUGCUCCUGCUCCUGGGCCAAGUGGUUGGCGGCGCGCAGCUCGGAGGGCGGCCCCGGCAAGAAGCCGCGCGAGGCGGGCCCGCACGAGCCGCUGCUGCUGGACGGCGACGCGCCACCCACACUCGAGGAGAUACAGAGCUGGGGCCAAUCCUUCGACCGGCUCAUGCGUAGCGCAGCGGGCCGCAAGGUGUUCCGCGACUUCCUGCGCGGAGAGUACUCGGAGGAGAACAUCAUGUUCUGGCUGGCGUGCGAGGAGCUGAAGCGCGAGACCGACCCCGACGCCGUGGAGGAGAAGGCGCGCUUCAUCUAUGAGGACUACAUCUCCAUACUCUCGCCCAAGGAGGUGUCGCUGGACUCGCGCGUGCGCGAGACGGUGAACCGCAACAUGGUGGAGCCCACGCCGCACACGUUCGACGAGGCGCAGCUGCAGAUCUACACCCUCAUGCACCGCGACUCCUACCCGCGCUUCGUCAACUCGCCGCUCUACAAGACGCUGGCGCGCAUGUCGGCCGGCUCGCCCGCGCCCGCGCCCGCGCCCGCCCCCGCGCCCGCGCCGCCCGCUGACAAGUUAAGUGUAAGAGUAGGUGAGGCGCGCGCGGCCGCCGCCGCGGCAACUUCGCUGGUCCACCGCCGACUGUGCCCCGGCCCGCCCCGCCCCACUCCCCCUCGCCGCCCCUCCCCUCCCCGCCGCCUGCACGUCCCCGUCCUCGCUCGCCCCUCACUCCGUCUCCCGAGUCCGGUACCGCACGGCGCCGACGAGCGUCCUUAG